AAGUAAUUGGUGCUUGUGAUUAAAAUUGCAGUGUCGCCGGAAUAGACAAUCGGCCAUGCGUUUGCUCUAUUCAGACAAAGGCACCCACUAAAAAGGGAUUAUGAUGGUUGUGUGAAGAAGGAGUAGAGCCAGAUGAGGUGGCUCAGGCAUCUUCGACACCUCCCUGCCAAGGUUUUUCCAGUGACACUUUUCGCAGACGUCGACAACUACCUCUCGACGUGCUGCGGCAGAAAAGCGGCCAUGGCGAACGGCGACAGCCGUCCAACUUUGGACUCAUGGCUCAACCAGGCCACGGAUCCGAACAACCAGGAAGACAUGUGGGACUGCAUCCAGGCCUUUUCUCAAUUGGUCAACAAGGAGACUGAUGGUCCACAGGUUGCUCUCAGUCUUCUUGCUCAUAAAAUUCAGUCUCCCCAAGAAAAAGAGGCUCUUCAAGCUCUGACUGUUCUCGAGGCGUGCAUGAACAACUGCGGCAAGAAGUUCCGCAGCGAAGCAGCUAAGUUCCGAUUCCUCAACGAGCUCAUCAAGGUAUUGUCGCCAAAGUUCUUGGGUUCUUGGACUGCCCCGUCGGUCAAAGAUAAGCUGAUUCAGGUUCUUUAUGGUUGGACACUCUGGCUCAAAGAGGAAACAAAAAUCCAGGACGCCUACUCUAUGCUCAAGAAACAAGGGGUGAUAAAAAAGGAUCCCAAAUUACCAGAUAAAGUCAUAAUGGCCCCUCCACCACAGAGAGCCACAGACUCCGUUUUUGACCAAGGGGACAAAGCGACGCUCCUAUCCAGAUUAUUAAAAAGUGGACGCCCUGAAGACUUGGAGACUGCCAACAGGCUCAUUAAAAGCACAAUGAAAGAGGAGCAGGAGAAGGCAGAGAAAGCCUCAAAGCGUGAAAUGACUCUGAAGGCAGUGGAGAGUAGCACCAAGCAGCUCAGAGAGAUGUUGGACGAGCACAAGGAAGCAUCUUUCCUGCCCAUGGAUGAAUUGAAGGACCUGUAUGAGAGCUGCGAGCGCCUGAGGCCGAGCCUUUUUCGUCUGGCUAGCGACACGGUGGAUGACGACGAGGCUCUGGCGCAGAUCCUGGCGGCCAACGACGAACUCACCCUGGUCGUCAAUGCCUACAAGGAGCGAACCGGCAGGCGAGAAUGUAACAGAAAAAGUGAAGAAGCAGUGACAGACAUAAACAACACUUCCACAAGUCCCCGAGAGAUCAAGAGCUACCACCUCAUCGACCUGUCUGCCUUCGACUCACCUCAGACAGACAGAAAAGCCGACUCGCCUUCGUCCGUUCACUCCUCACCACUCUUCUCCUCUUGUCUGGAUUACACCGACAACUCUGCGGUUGAACAGAACCCUCCGCAAUCAGGCACGGAUUUACUUCUUCUGUCUCCAAAAUCGUAUUUUGACGAGCUAAUGCAGCUCGAUGGAGCAGUCGAGCCAACGAACAAGGAGAGGGGCCCCUUGCUGAGAGCCCGCGGAUGUGGGAAAAAUGUCUCUUCACCAAAGGAAAUUAACAUAUGGUCACAGGAUCAGCAGUUAACGAGUUUAGGAUCUUGUUCAAGUCACCCUCAACCACCAGCACCUUCGGAAGACUGGGCAUGUCCGCAACAGGGGCUGAAAAAUAUCUUUGUUCCCAUGGAGACCAUCAAGUCUAGUCAGCUGGAGCCCAUCACCAUCUACGACCACUGCGGCGUCCACGUCACACUUCAUUUCACCAGGAACUCGCCACCCGGUCAUCCUGACGUUGCCGUAGUGGUCAUCUCCACGGUCAACACUUCCUCUCUGGGAGUGAAAGAUUUCAUGUUUCAAGUUGCUGUCCCUAAGACCAUGUCGGUAAAACUUCAACCUGCGUCAACAACACACUUGCCUCCUUACAACCCCCUCCAGCCCCCGCCUGCCAUUUCCCAGGUCAUCCUGUUAGCUAAUCCACACAAGUGUAAAAUGCGUCUGCGCUACAAGCUCACUCUGACACACGGACACCAACAGUUGAAUGAGCACGGAGAGAUACAAAACUUGCCGGACUGGACGUCUCUGAUUGGCUGCUGAAAACGCCGCACACCUUUCUUUAUCACACUCGGUUUCACGGGCACUCUUUCACUCAAGAGCCUCAAAAUGACAAUGAAGUCUUACAUGCAUCACAAUCUUUGGACUUUUCUUCCUAUUUAGGUCAGUUGUUAGUUAUUUAGGUCAGUUGUUAGUUAAACUAUCUUUGCUUUUGAUACAUUUGCAACAUUUCCCAACAUAUUAUUAGGUUUGCUUUGGAAUUAAUCUUGACACCGCAGAUGCUUUUUGGUUUUUUUCUGAAAGGAUUUUGUUUGUUUUAUCCAAGACUUUUUGUGUUUCUGCAAUUGGAAUCAUUGGACCUCCAUUGUGCCAAUGCUUUAUUUUGCAUCUGAAGCCCUAUCUGACUCUAUUAAUCACUUACAGUGAAUAAAACAAGACCAGAUCAGUGUUACCCUUCUGAAA
Syngnathus acus (greater pipefish) is the source of this 2457-nucleotide messenger RNA. RefSeq names its product ADP-ribosylation factor-binding protein GGA3-like. The record is from RefSeq and is a predicted model, not a curated record. The coding region runs from base 133 to 2037 and encodes 634 amino acids. Gene Ontology annotation, molecular function: small GTPase binding; ubiquitin binding; phosphatidylinositol binding. Gene Ontology annotation, biological process: vesicle-mediated transport; intracellular protein transport. Gene Ontology annotation, cellular component: trans-Golgi network. The transcript has 17 exons. Lineage: Eukaryota; Metazoa; Chordata; Actinopteri; Syngnathiformes; Syngnathidae.